Molecule: messenger RNA, 1596 nt
Organism: Glarea lozoyensis ATCC 20868
Lineage: Eukaryota; Fungi; Ascomycota; Leotiomycetes; Helotiales; Helotiaceae
Product: alpha/beta-Hydrolase
Exons: 1
Coding region: 1-1596 (531 amino acids)
Biological process (GO): cardiolipin acyl-chain remodeling
Cellular component (GO): mitochondrial inner membrane
Molecular function (GO): A2-type glycerophospholipase activity
Source: RefSeq, a predicted model, not a curated record
AUGUCUGCGUCUCAACAAUCAUCGUCCUCCUCAGAUCGAGGCCAGCAACCGAUGUUGGCUUCGCAACGAGCGAAACAAACACGUCAGCCGGAACCGAUUAAAGCCACAUACUUCCCCUUGGGAUAUAAAGAAGGAAUCAGUCAGUGGUGGGCGAGCGUGUCACCAGCAAUCGCAGAACAUAAUGUCCUCUCCUUCAUCCCAUAUCUACAAAAACCGCCAACACACACGCAAACCGGAUCCGCGCCAGUUUCCUCUGCGCCCUCCAGUGUCUCGAUCAAUGAAGACCCCUCCAGACUUUCGGCUCCUGUGAGGACGAAUUCGAUAAACGAUCCACAUGGACCUCGCGCAUGGCAUUCGAAUUUGAUCAAGUUGAGUGGAAAGCAGAGGGCACUGAACGAGUUCUCGGUGGAAAGAACAGGAGAAGAGGUGGAGGAAAACCUGGUGAUGUUACACGGAUACGGAGCAGGACUCGGGUUCUUCUACAAGAAUUUUGAGGGAUUAAGUCGUUCAAAAGGGUGGAAAAUCUAUGCCCUAGACAUGUUGGGAAUGGGACGGAGUAGCAGACCACCAUUCAAGAUCCACGCGAAAGAUCAGCAAGGCAAAAUCACAGAGGCGGAGAAUUGGUUCAUCGAUGCGCUGGAAGAAUGGCGAAUUCUUAAGAAGAUCGACAAAUUUACGUUAUUGGGACACAGUAUGGGAGGCUACAUGGCAGUCGCAUACGCCCUGAAAUAUCCUGGACAUCUCAACAAACUCGUGCUAGCGUCACCUGUUGGAAUUCCAGAAGAUCCAUAUGCUGUUCAAGCAGCCAUGCCAGAACCGGGAGAUUCGACCAUGGCAAGCGAAUUCAUGCAAGAUCAAGAAAAUGAAAUCGUAAAUCCCAACGGCAAGUCAAGCACCGGAGACAACAACAAACUGUUCAAAGCUCCACCCAAAGCAGACGGGAAGGGAAAACCAGAAGAACCUCAAAAGCGGCCGCUACCAAAAUGGCUUACAUACCUCUGGGACGCGAACAUCUCUCCCUUCAGUUUAGUCCGCUGGUCAGGACCUCUCGGCCCACGUCUAGUCUCGGGCUGGACCUCCCGCCGCUUCUCCCACCUCCCGGAAACAGAAUCCGAAUCCCUCCACACUUACGCCUACUCCCUCUUCCGCCAGCGCGGUAGCGGCGAAUACGCACUCGCAUACAUCCUCGCUCCCGGCGCCUUUGCCCGCAGUCCCUUAAUCCGCCGCAUCCACGGUGUCGGUCGUCAACCCAUCCCAGCAUCCUCAGAAACUAAACUCCCAACCCCAUCAUCCUCCAGCCAGUCCAUCACGAAAAAGGAAACGGGCUUCCCCGUGAUUCUGAUGUAUGGCGAGCACGACUGGAUGGAUAUCGCGGGUGGAUAUGCAGCGGAGCAGAAAUUGAAGGAGGAGCGCGAGAAGGCACUACGGAAUGCGAGUCCUGAGGAGAAGGAGAAGGAGAAUGGAAGUGCGAAGGUGGUUAUCAUUCAGAAGGCGGGUCAUCAUUUGUAUUUGGAUGGGUGGGAGGAGUUUAAUGAGGUUAUGAGGAGGGAGAUGGAGGAGACGAGGGAGUUUAAUAAGAGGGUGAAAGGGCAAUGA